Messenger RNA from Salmo salar (Atlantic salmon), 1343 nucleotides. Its product is annotated as RING finger protein 223. The record is from RefSeq and is a predicted model, not a curated record. NCBI's taxonomy places the organism in Eukaryota, Metazoa, Chordata, Actinopteri, Salmoniformes, Salmonidae. Gene Ontology annotation, biological process: protein ubiquitination. Gene Ontology annotation, molecular function: ubiquitin protein ligase activity.
UGUGAGCACUGCAGGUGUAGGUGAGACUCCACUGUUAGUUCGUAGACAGCAGAGCAAGGAAAGCAGAGAGAGGGAGUGACUGAGUUAUUACCUGAAGGAUCACAAAGACAAGAGAAAGGUCAUAGCUGUUGAUGCUCCAUCAGUUGGCCAAAUACUGCCCCCUAAUACCACUCCCUGCAGGUGCGUAUCAGAAAACCAGAGGGAGAGUAAACCAUGGAGGUCACCAAGGUCUGGCACACCCAGGUCCUGGACCCAGUGCCCGAGGAGGAUGAGCAAGAGUCGGACCCUUCCUCCGGCGGGGACAAGCCAGAGUGCUCCAUCUGUUUCAACACCUAUGACAAUGUCUUCAAGACGCCCAAGCUGCUGGACUGCACCCACACCUUCUGUCUGGAGUGUGUCACCCGGGUCAUGGCCGUGUCUGUGGAACAGGACGGGGGCCAGAUCCCCUGCCCCCUCUGCAGGCACCCCACCUCCAUCCCCGCCAGCGGUCCCCCUGCCCUCCUCACAAGCCUGGAGGUUCUGGGCAGGCUCCCCACCCACCUGCAGCAGGAAGAGAGGGUGUGGAUGGAGGGGAAGAAGCUGUGUUACUCCAGCCUCAGCAGCCCUGACCCCCUCCACCCUGUCGGCUCCUCCACCUGUAUCUGUAUCGACAUUGGGAGGAUCCAGGAGGAUGCUGUGUCCAGACAGACUGAGGCUGAACAAGGGAGACGCGUCUGGGCCAGACGAUGCCUCUGUAGGUCCUUCUCAGACUGGAAGCGGCUGGUGUUGUUCGUGGUGCUGCUGGUCAUGCUGGUGUGUGUCAUCAUGUGGCCGCUGCAGUGUGUCUUUAGUACUGGAUCGGUUCGUUGUUUGAAAAGCAAGGCUCCAGCCACUGUGGGGCAGACCCCUACUCCCUCUACAGCUUCCACCAUCACUCAGCUGCUAGGGUGAGAUAACGAGGGGAGACCCAAUGUGCAGCAAAGGGCCUGGGGGCACCUUAUUAUCGCAGGUGAUUCUGACUGGCACAGCAGGACUGUGAAGGAUGAGACUGAAAGACAAGCUAGCUCUUCUGGUGAAAGGACUUCAAAUGAGCCAUAGAGAUCCUGUUCAAUUACUAAAUGGGCUACAUUGAGCUCCAAAAGUAUUGGGACAGUGACACAUUUUUUGUUGUUUUGGCUCUGUACUCCAGCACUUUGGAUUUGAAAUGACAACAAUGACUGAGGUUAAAGUACAGUCAGUCUGUCAGCUUUAAUUUGAGCGUAUUUUCAUUCAUAUCGGGUGAACCGUUUAGAAAUCACAGCACUUUUUGUACAUACAGUGCCUUCGGAAAGUAUUCAGACCUCUUGACAUUUUGUUACGUUACA